Messenger RNA from Solanum dulcamara, 1551 nucleotides. RefSeq names its product ATP-dependent 6-phosphofructokinase 3-like. Gene Ontology annotation, molecular function: 6-phosphofructokinase activity. The transcript has a single exon. Gene Ontology annotation, biological process: glycolytic process; fructose 6-phosphate metabolic process. The record is from RefSeq and is a predicted model, not a curated record. Gene Ontology annotation, cellular component: cytoplasm. The coding region runs from base 6 to 962 and encodes 318 amino acids. Lineage: Eukaryota; Viridiplantae; Streptophyta; Magnoliopsida; Solanales; Solanaceae.
UUGCAAUGCAUAGUUUGAACAAGAAAAUCGUGAUGGGUGAUGAUGGUUAUGUUCUAGAAGACGUUCCUCAUUUGUUUGAUUACAUUCCUAAUCUUCCUACUUAUCCUAAUUCAUUGCAGGACAAUCCUUCAUAUUCAGUCGUUAAUCAGUAUUUUGUCGAUGAGGAUGAUACAGUUCCUCAAAACAUUGUUGUCCGCAAGAACACUCCAAGAGGGAUACAUUUUCAUCGAGCUGGUCCUUGUCAGAAAGUUUAUUUUAAGCCAGAAGAUGUUAAUGCAUGUAUUGUAACAUGUGGAGGGUUAUGUCCUGGUCUCAACACAGUUAUCAAGGAAAUAGUAUGUAGCCUAUACCAUAUGUAUGGUGUAAGCAGAGUUGUGGAGAUAGAUGGAGGAUAUCGAGGUUUCUAUUCAAAAAACACGAUUCCUUUGACACCCAAGGUUGUGAAUGAUAUCCAUAAACGUAGUGGAACCAUUCUUGGGACAUCUCGAGGAGGUCAUGUUACCAAGAAAAUAGUAGAUAGCAUUCAACAUCAGGGUAUAAAUCAGGUUUAUAUAAUUGAAGGAGAUGGAACCCAGAGAGGAGCAGCGGUGAUAUAUGAGGAAAUUAAAAGGCGUGGUCUCAAUGUUGCAGUUGUUGGAAUUCCCAAGACAAUUGAUAAUGAUAUACCAGUUAUUGACAAGUCUUUUGGUUUUGAUUCUGCAGUUGAGGAAGCCCAACAUGCUAUUAAUGCUGCUCAUGUUGAAGCUACCAAUUUUGAGAAUGGAAUUGGUGUUGUGAAGUUAAUGGGAUGGGAUAGUGGGUUCAUAGCGAUGUAUGCUAGUCUUGCUAGUCGAGAUGUUGACUGUUGUUUGAUUCCAAAAUCACAUUUCUAUCUUGAAGGACGUGGUGGAGUGUUUGAGUAUAUACAACAUAGGCUCAAAGAGAAUGGACACAUGGUUAUCGUCAUAGCUGAAGAUGCUUGAGCCAGACAAGAUCAUGAGCUAGUAAAAUCCGAUGUUGGGUUAUGGAUAAAGGAGCAUUUCUCGAAAUAAAAGAAGAUGGUGAUCAAUAUUAAAUAUAUAGAUCCGACAUACAUGAUUCGGGCUAUUUCGAGUAAUGCAUCUGACAAUGUGUAUUGCACUCUUCUUGCUUAAAGCGUUGUACAUGGAGCAAUGGCUGGCUACACAGGCUUUACGGUUGGUCCUGUCAAUAACAUACAUGCUUACAUACCCUUUAAUAGAAUCAUUGAGAAACAAAACAAGGUUGACAUUACGGAUAUGAUGUGGGCACGACUUCUAUCUUCAACAAAUCAACCUAGCUUCUUGAGAACGAGAAUUGAUAUAAUGGAAGCAAACAAGGACGAAGAACCACCUACUCUAUUAUCAGACGAUUCCACGACAGACGAUGGAGAAACAAAUCCUUGCUAAUUAGUAACUUUUUGAACAUUAUACAUUCCCUUGUAACGUUGAAAAACAAAUGUAAUUUGACAUUUUAUGAGAGAAUCCUACAGUUGUGUAAUCUCAAUUACCAUCUUGGUUAGUUUUACACCAUGUGUAUUUUGUGACUCUAAAU